CUCCUUCCUACGUGUGUAGAGUCAGUCUUCUUCAAUCUCUCCGCUCUUUUCCUCUUUUGCGUCUAACCUUAGUUUCUCGAUCCUCCACCUUCUGCGAUCUCCUCCGGUCUCAACGAGAGUGUCGAAAUCGGAAACAGAGCUUUUUGAGGAUUGCGACCUAUUAUUCAGAUAUUUAAAACUUUUAAUGGAGGGAAAUUCUAAUCGGAAGCCUAACGAACAAGGCGGAGACUCAAUUGCUAGUAAUGCUACUAAUGAUUGGAGAUCACAGCAUCAACCUAAUCUUCGGAAACAGAGUCUUUUCGUAAUAGUGGAAAAGUUGAAGGAAUUUUUUCCUAACCAUGGUCAAACUGAGAUUAACAAAACAGCUGUAAAAUUCGAGGACGAUAACUAUCGCAUGGCAGCAAAUAAGGAUGAUUACAUUAUCAAGAUCGCAAAGACGCUUAAAAUGACUGAGGAAAAAAUCCGAAAGGCGCAAUCUAAUAAUCUCCAGUCUCGUUCUUUAGCAGUCAAUGGAACCGAUACUUCAGGUCCAGCAGCUCAAGUUCUGAAUCAAGGCCAGUCACUUCCCACCUCGUUGCCAUAUACUCAUACUCAAACAAGCCAACAAGUUUUACCUCAAAAGAUGCAGAGCACUUCUAGUUUCCCAACUCAGGUCCCUACAACCUUUGCCGCGGCUCAGAACGCAAACAUUCAAAUGGGUGAAGGAGCUCAUUCGAAUCUUGUUCCCGGUUCUCAACGACAGAUUCAAGGAAGGCAACAUCAUCUUCCUCAGCAGCAACAGUUGCCACAGGGUUCCAGCUACAUGUUCCAGAACCAAGUGGAGCAACAUCUUCCGAAAGAAAGCAUCCGUCAUGGGAAUCUGCGACCUCCGUACAUGCAGCAACAGGCUCAGCCUCCGCCGCAGCAGCAGCAGCAAAGUCUGUUAAAACAACCUAUUCAUCAGACAUCAUUUGCUAGUAUUCAGCAGUCCUUUCCUCAAUCUUCUGCUCUCUCUACUCUACCAUCAUCAGGCCAACAAAACUCUCAGUUCCUGCCAAGACAUCAGUACCCGACACAGCGGGUCCAUCCUAGUCAUCAACAGCAGAUGGCUGUACCGUCCCAGGAACAGAAACAGCAGCAUCUCAUUACUCAACUGAUGAAUAUUCAAGACACGCAGCAGAAUCAUGUAAGACCACGGCAAAACAACGGAGAGCAGCAACAAGGAGCUUUUAGGGUAUCCUCGUCCCAGAUUUCUAGCUUUCAAGCAGCAAUGCCACAACAGAGUAACAACCUCCAGAAUAUGCACCAAGAACAACGCUUUGUUUCUCACAGUUCGGCCUUGCCCUCACAACAGCAGCAAAAUAUUGGUAACUUUAAUGUUCCUGGAUCAAGUUUGUUGGGUACUCAAGGCCAAGAGGUGGGACAAUCUCAACCAAUGAUGCUACAACAGUACCAAACGCAACACCCCGUGCAGCAGCAGCAGCCGCAGCCUCAGAAUAGAAUCUUACAGCAACGUUUAGAUGAGACACAAAGGUUUCAAGCGGCAGGUUCUUUGCGCCAAACCCAAAACGUAGCAGACCAACAGAAUCAGCCAUAUCAAUUACAGAGAACCGCUCCGGCAAAUCCAUCUACAUCUCAAGAUUCUACAGGCAAGACGGUAAAUGUCAGUGGUGGGGACUGGCAGGAGGAGACUUAUCAGAAGAUAAAAGCACUGAAGGAGACGCAUAUAGCUCUUCUGUGUACAAUGCUCCAAAAAGUUACAGAGAAAUUGCGGCAGAUUGAUUCUCUUCCUCGAGAAAUGAUGCAAGGUGAGCCGACUGAAAAGCUAAGGGGGGUCAAAUCAACGCUGGAACAACUUAUUGUGUUCUUGAAUGUUCGUAGGAACGGUAUAACAGAGAAACACAGAGAUAGGUUUAGUAUGUUCGAGGAACAUGUUUUGAGGUUGACCAGGAGGACCGGGACUCAAAGGCCAACAACGCAGCAGCAACAAGGGCAAUUACAAUCCCAAAAUGGUCAAGUCCAUGUCUCGCAGUCUCUUGACAACGAUCAAAUGCACUCACGGUUGAUGCCAAGUCACCACCAAAACGUGGCCUCGUCUUCAUUAUCCGGCCUCACGACAUCACAGACGGCAAUGCCACAUUCGUUGCAGACAAUGCCUAAGAUGGAAACUAGAGAUGAGAAUGUGGUGUUACCUUCUCUUAAACAGAACCCUGCAAGUCAUCCACAGACCGUACACUUAAACAUCAGUUCGAUUCAGUCUAGUCUGUCUCAGCAGCAGCAGCCACGCCAGGUGCAACCACAGCUACUGAAAAGGAAGCAGCAUCAACAACAGUUGGAACAACCGAAUCAGCAGAUUCAAACAAAUGAGACGAAUGAUGCGAGGAUUAAGCAGGGGAUCAACGUUAAAGCCGGUUUGCUUCAGCAGCAUCUCUCGUCGAGUCAGCUUACAAAGCCAAUGGCUUCUCCGGGUUGUAUGUCUAACUCUUCUCCUGCAACCGUUAGCAGAAACGGAACCACAUCACUGUACGGUGGCUCGCCUUUUGUUACGCCUUCCCCUGUGACUUCCUUUGCUCCGUCGUCUCCGGUUCACGGCGAUCCUGAGAAACCUAUAGCCGUUGAGUCUCCCGUUUCGCGUUCUUGCCAAUUCCAAACAGCAGUUGAGGAGCGUCCUCCGUUUACUGUACCUCCUCAGCCAAUCACAGAGCGGCCUAUUGAUCGUCUGAUCAAAGCGUUUCAAUCAUCGUCAGAAAGAUCAUUGGCACAAUCUUUGAGUGAGAUGAGCUCGGUCAUCAGUUUGUCUGACAUGCUUUCGGGAUCGGUACACUCCAUUGGAGGGUCUAGAGCCGGUGUAGCCGAGGAUCUGAGUGCGAGGACACAGUUCCGUCUGCAGCAAGGAGAAGCAAAUCCGACCAAGAGACUUAAGCGCUCAAUAUGCGCUCUGCCUCUAGACAUCGCAUCACAAAACGAUAGCUAUAAACAGUUCAGUAGCCUUGAAUCUGAAGUUGAUUCCACCGCAUCAUCUGGCUCGAAAGUUAACAAGGUUGAGCCUGGUUUUGCCCUCCUGCAAGAAAUCAAAGAAACCAAUGGGAGACUUGUGGAGACAGUGGUGAAUAUACGCAAUGAAGAUGUUUAUCCAAGUGAAGUUACUUCAGGAACAAUCGUCACGUGUUCUUAUUCCCCUGUGGCUCUCAGUGCCACAUUCGAAGCUCAUUACAAGUCAGGACAAAUCUCGCAGAUUCAGCCGUUACGCUUACUAGUUCCUGCGGAUUACCCAAACUCCCCGAUUUUUCUUCAGGAGAAAAUCCCCUUUGAGCCUAGUGUACACGAGCAUGAGGAUCUAUCAGCGAGAGCCAGAUCGAGGUUCAGUUUGUCCAUGAAGGAGUUUUCAGCACCGAUGUCACUUAAAGAGAUAGCUCAAGCUUGGGAUGCUUGUGCGAGAGCGACAAUGGCUGAGUAUGCAGAUAGGCACGGUGGAGGAACUUUCAGCUCCAAGUACGGUCAUUGGGAGACUCUUCUAAGAGCUUCAUGAGCCCUAAAUACUUCUUUUCUCAGCUGUGUCAUACACUCGCUCGCGCUGGAGAUUUUGCACAGAUGUGAAACUUAACAGAUGGAAAUCUUUUAGUCCAAGUUAGGUUUUUUAUAAGUGUGACUGAUUAUGUCUUCUUCUUGUAUACAUAUUUUUUUUACAGUCAUUGUUUCAAAAUUGAUUUAAUAAUAAAAUAUCUUGAAAUGUCUAGUCGCAAAGCCUUUUUAU
Thlaspi arvense is the source of this 3733-nucleotide messenger RNA. The record is from the annotation of a GenBank genome assembly. NCBI's taxonomy places the organism in Eukaryota, Viridiplantae, Streptophyta, Magnoliopsida, Brassicales, Brassicaceae.